UGCACUGCAAAAACUGCAGAUCUGACCAAGUGUAAUAAUCUUAUAUUUAGAUUAGAAAAUCUACUUGAACUUGUUUUAAGUAUAAAUGGAUUAUCUAGUGCUUUCUAAGGAAGAUCAUUUGACUUAAUUCAAGUAAAUGUCACUUGCCUUGUCUUGAUAAGCAUUUUUGUCUUUGUUAGAGUUAUUUUUGACUAGAUACAAGGCACGUCUGUAAACAUCCACUAAAGUCUUAUUUAAAGUACUAGUAACUCAAGAAAAAAAGAUCUAAUUUCAAGCAUCAGCUGUGGUUAACAUUUCCCCAGCAGGUACAUUCAGGCAAAAACAGACGCUUAAAUUUUCAUCUCUUUUAAUUAUUAUCACACAGACUUUUAUCUGGUCUCUUUAAGGAAGAGAUGUCUAUAUACAAUUUUUUUUUGUUUUUAAUUUUAAAAUAUUGGCCAAAAAAACAUAAAAAAAAUAAAAUGUUCUUAAAUUGUUCACAUAUGUUGACCUGCUACAUCAUAACGCCUCACCAUGGACCUUUCCCGAGUUUACCACUUGUAUUUACAAAUUCUCUGGCUUUUAAUGUCCAAAUCAGCUGUUAAAGUGUGAAUUUCCUACUUCACGAGGACAUCCAAAUGCAUCACGAGCCACGCGCCAAAAUUAGCAGUUGUGGCUAGCGGACCUUAUCGCAUCAGUUCACCAGAGAGCCAAGGUGGGGCAGCGACCAAGCAAGAUUGCUUUUUCAUUGUGAGAUGGAGACAUUAGAUGAGGCAACUGUGUCACUCUUACAAGCAGGACAUGCCAUUGCUUUGUUCAAGGCACUUCCUUCAAUGUUCCCUUCUCCAAUGCCCCCACCCAAAAAGCUUGGACCAGCAUGUGAGGCACUGUUCCAUGUUCUUGAGCCAUCUGAGGACCCCAAUAUGUUUCUCCAGAGACGGCCCAUCACCAGUCCGGUCUUCCUGGUAGGAUCUACUAACCUUCUCCUGACCACCUUACCUAAGGAAAUGAUUCAUGAGGCUCCUCUGAUCCUCAUGGGGUGUUGUUACAUUUUCCACCUCACCUACCCCAAAUGUGGUGCCCUUUGUUGCUCUCAGCCAUCUGAGGACCCCAAUAUGUUUCUCCAGAGACGGCCCAUCACCAGUCCGGUCUUCCUGGUAGGAUCUACUAACCUUCUCCUGACCACCUUACCUAAGGAAAUGAUUCAUGAGGCUCCUCUGAUCCUCAUGGGGUGUUACAUUUUCCACCUCACCUACCCCAAAUGUGGUGCCACUUUGUUAGCCGUCAUCCAGAAUGAGGUACUGAAGGACAGUAUUCACGAGCGUGACCCCUCUGAAGACAAUCUUUACCUUGGUCCUUGUCAAUAAAAGCAUGUUUUUUUUUCCUGAGAGCAUUGUCUUGUUUCCUUAUUUUAAGCAUGUGGUCUUAUUUAGCAACCUAAAAACAAGAAUUUAAUAAAUCUUGUUUUAAGUCAUUUGAUGCUAAAAAAAUACCCUAGUUUUGAGUGAUAAUAAGCUUCUUUUGCAUUAACCAAGCUUAACUAGAUUGCUUGAAAUGAGUCUUUGUGAUCUUAUUUCAAGAUUGUAUGUGCUAUACUGACAGUCGGACAGAGUGACUUGUUUUAAGACAUCUUAGCAAGUGAAAUUCACUUACUGCACUGGCAGCCAAAUUUGCUUGUUUUAAGCACAAGCAUGCUUAUAUCUAGAAUAUUUAGCCUUAAAAUUGACAGGGCAU
Messenger RNA from Doryrhamphus excisus (bluestripe pipefish), 1713 nucleotides. NCBI's taxonomy places the organism in Eukaryota, Metazoa, Chordata, Actinopteri, Syngnathiformes, Syngnathidae. The record is from RefSeq and is a predicted model, not a curated record.